GACCGUCCUCGUCCUACGUACGACAUGACUAAUGAUAUUGCCCUUGACUUCGCGAAUUCGUCCAAGGUUUCUGACUUCCCCAGUGAGAUCCACUCCCAAGCCCCGACUGCCUUCCCCGACCCGAUCUACCCGCAGCAGCAGAUCUUCCUCCGUGCCAAGCGUUACCUCGAGCCUGGCACCCGCAUGCUCUUCCUCGCGAUGGGGGAG
Messenger RNA from Prorocentrum cordatum, 207 nucleotides. The record is from the annotation of a GenBank genome assembly. Lineage: Eukaryota; Dinophyceae; Prorocentrales; Prorocentraceae.